AGGACCAAUCUGCCUGGUGUUUGGAUAACAGAUAGAACCAGCAAGCCACCAUGAUACUAGCUCCAGAGACCUGCGAAUGCCCGUUCCAAGACCCGGGCGCCUCUAUCGCCAGCUCACCCAACUGCAAUGGACUCCUCCUCUUCAUGGCCCUGAUGCAGGGCUUCGUGCAGGGCCGCUGCGCCAUCGCUGACCCCUGCAACCGGGUGGUGGGAGUGAGGGAGGUGGACGAGGAGUAUGACUUCAUUGUGGUGGGCGGAGGCGCGGCCGGUCCGAUUGUGGCGGGGCGGCUGGCCGAGAACGACAAGUUUAAGGUGCUCCUAAUCGAGGCCGGUGGCCCCGACCCCGUGGCGUCCAGGGUUCCCUCCUACUACAGAAACUUCUGGAACAACGCCGAGACCGACUGGCUCUACCGCACGCAGCUCGACAACUACUGCCUGUCUGAGGGCAAGAAGGGAUGCGUCUGGCCUAGAGGGAAAACCCUUGGUGGAUCAGCUGUCCUCAACGGCAUGAUGUACCACCGUGGGCAUGCCGCAGACUUCGACGAGUGGACGCAGUUCGGGGCGGAGGGCUGGUCGUGGAAGGAGAACCUGCCCUACUUCUACAAGACUGAGGACAACAAGCAGAUCGGGACACUGGUCAAUGGUUCUUACCACGCCACCGGGGGUCCUUUGCCUAUUCAACAAUUCAGAUACACCCCUGAAUUCGUGUACGACCUGCUGAAGGGUAUCGAGGAAGUGGGCCUGCCCGUCGUGGCUGACAUGAACGAUCCCAACACUCCAGAAGGAUUCGCCAUAGCACAGACGUUUUCUGAUGAUGGUCAGCGUUACACCACAGCCCGUGCCUACCUGAAGCCCAAGGAGAACCUCCACGUGCUUCUGAACUCCCAUGUGUCCAGAGUCCUCUUCAAUGACACCGUUGCCGUCGGUGUGGAAUACAUCACCAAGAAAGGAGAGAGGAAGACUGUGCAAGCUGCUAAAGAGGUGAUUCUCAGCGCUGGAGCCUUGAACAGUCCUCACAUCUUGCUGCUCUCCGGAGUCGGCCCUAAAGAGACCCUGGACAAGUUCGACAUCCCAGUCGUCGCUGACUUGCCGGAUGUCGGCCAGAACUUGAAGAACCACAUCGGAAUGACCCUCUUCUUUGUAGCCACAAAGGAGGAGAACACUCAGUCUCUGGACUGGGCCGCUGCGACUGAGUAUCUGCUCGAGAGGACCGGGCCCAUGACUUCGACUGGUAUCACUCAGAUGUCCGGAGUGCUAUACUCCAGCCUGGCUGACCGUGAGAACCAGCAGCCGGACCUGCAGUUCUUCUUCAACGGCUUCUACGCGGAGUGCUCUUCGACCGGCGCCAUCGGCGAGCCGGUGGGUGACUGCCCGCAGAAGGGAAGGAACAUUACGAGCAACGCAGUGUCCUUGCGCCCCCGCAGCGUGGGCUACCUGACCCUCAACUCGACAAACCCGCUGGAGCCGCCGCUAUUCUUCCCACAGUACUUCUCUCACCCCGACGACAUGGUCAUGGUCAAGGACGGAGGCAGAUACGUUCGCCAGAUCAUGGAGUCUGAGGCGAUCCAAAGCAAGUACGGCGUGAAGCUGGACCCAGCCUACACGUACGUCUGCGACAACCGCGUGGCGCAGUGGUCGGACGAGUGGCUGGAGUGCAUGGCGCGCUGGUACACCGACCCGCAGAACCACCAGGUCGGCACCGCCGCCAUCAGCCGCGUCGUCGACAACGACUUGAGGGUCUAUAAUGUCACUGGUCUUCGUGUAAUAGACGCGUCUGCCAUUCCCAUCCUGAGCACCGGCAACCCGCAGGGAGCCAUCAUGAUGGUGGCCGAGCGAGGGGCCGACUCCAUCAAGGCUGACUGGAGCCAGUGAACGACUGACUUACUACCGCCAUUACUCAAAAAUCUGACAGAUUCAUACAAGGUAUUGAUGUAAAUGUGACUAUACACUACAACAUUUUUCGAGCAUUUCUGUUUAACGUUCUUACGAAUGGUACAAUACAGUCAAAAGCUUAAUGAAAAGUUCGUAAAAGGAUGAUACACUAGAACCUAUCAGAGAGCGGCUCGUUGUUCUGUUACAAGUAAAUGUUGUAGUCUUUACCCACGGUAUGACGGAUAGGUAGUGAAUUUGUUAUGUAAUUUUAUGGUAGCGGUCGAUGGUUAGGACGACUGACAUAAUAAUAAUGUACAAUUGUGUAAAGAUUUUUAUAUUUUUUUACCUCAUUUCUCAUUUGUUAUGGGUAUUUAAUACCAAUGUUAUUUAGUUUUGUAAGUGUAAAGUACCUGUCAUUAUUUUGUAUAAUUGAAAUCGCAUCAGUUAAGUAUUUACCUCAUUAAUAUAUUAUGUAUUUAUAGCAGAAUUUGAUAAAUAAACAUUUUAUCUAAAUUAA
Messenger RNA from Plutella xylostella (diamondback moth), 2388 nucleotides. RefSeq names its product glucose dehydrogenase [FAD, quinone]. Lineage: Eukaryota; Metazoa; Arthropoda; Insecta; Lepidoptera; Plutellidae. The record is from RefSeq and is a predicted model, not a curated record. Gene Ontology annotation, molecular function: flavin adenine dinucleotide binding; oxidoreductase activity, acting on CH-OH group of donors.